This is a messenger RNA of Paralichthys olivaceus (Japanese flounder), 2940 nucleotides long. It is a transcript of the gene cabp1a, whose product is annotated as calcium binding protein 1a. Gene Ontology annotation, biological process: regulation of voltage-gated calcium channel activity. The record is from RefSeq and is a predicted model, not a curated record. Lineage: Eukaryota; Metazoa; Chordata; Actinopteri; Pleuronectiformes; Paralichthyidae. Gene Ontology annotation, molecular function: calcium ion binding; calcium channel regulator activity. Gene Ontology annotation, cellular component: cytoplasm.
CGGCUGCGCUGCUGCUGCUGCACAGCAACCAGGUGGAGAGAUGAAGCCCAACUCAGCAGAGAGCAGACCGACGAUGGAGAGGAGAAUGAUGGAGGAUCAAMCCACCGAGACGGAAUAGAACAGAUCCGCAGCUAUGAGCUCCUCUUUCCCAAAAUCUGAAUCCACGACCUCCUUGUUGAAAUCGUCCGCGGCAGCGAGGAGACCGACACACCUCCCUGAGCGCACAGCAGAGAGCCGGAGAAGUCAGCAUCACCACCCGCAGCACCAGCACCACCACCGUCCCGUCGCCGCGCUCCGGAGCAGCAUCAGCAAAGCCGAGGAGUCCUUCUGGUCGGCCGAGUGCGACGUCAGCGCCCGGAGACCCCUGUGCCACCCGUCCCUCGUCGACAGCCAGGACAGUAGUGAUCACGCAGCUACUCGGGACAAGUGCAAGUCUCAUGCCCCGACCCACAGCCAAGUUCCCGACCCGCCAAACAGCGGCGAGGCGGGCCGAGGUGUGAGGGAGCGCUGCAGGUCCUCCAAACCCACACACCGGCACCACCACCGCAGGAAGCACACCCGGGAGGACCGUCCUCCAGCGGCAGGGGAACCCGAGCCCGAGCAUCCCCGUCGCUGUCACACUCACAGCCGCCCGGUCCCCAGGGUGCCCUCGCUUUCGGACAGCAACGACGACAGGGCUCCUCUCUGUGAGCCGAGGGACCGUCAGGGGGCCGGUUUGGCCAACAGGGCAGGAGGCCAGGUCACCAGUCCCUCCCCGUCCUCCUGCUCCCUGGUCCCGCUGUCCAGCAGGUCAUCCCGUCGCUCCAGGAGAUCCAGUGCUGCUUCUUCUGCAUCCGAUAUCAAUUUACGCACCAUCCUCAAUUCACUCUUUGGACAGGACAGAGAGCUGCGGCCAGAGGAAAUGGAUGAGUUGCGUGAUGCUUUCAAAGAAUUUGACAAGGACAAGGAUGGUUUCAUCAGCUGUAAAGACUUGGGAAACUGUAUGAGAACCAUGGGAUACAUGCCCACUGAAAUGGAGCUGAUAGAGCUGAGCCAACAGAUAAACAUGAACUUGGGAGGUCAUGUUGAUUUUGAGGAUUUCGUAGAGUUGAUGGGCCCAAAACUCCUCGCUGAAACAGCUGACAUGAUCGGAAUAAAGGAGUUAAAAGAUGCGUUCAGAGAGUUUGACACUAAUGGAGAUGGUGCCAUAAGCACAUCCGAGCUCCGAGAUGCAAUGAGAAAGCUGUUGGGCCAACAGGUGGGUCUGAAGGAAGUAGAAGAUAUCCUGAGGGAUGUCGACUUAAAUGGAGAUGGGCUUGUUGACUUUGAAGAGUUUGUACGAAUGAUGUCUCGCUGAGGUCACAAAAAGAUCGGUACUGAAUGUGAAGCUUUGUCCUCCUCUGUACUUGACUGAGUACGACAGAGGACCAUGCUAAGUUCUUCUGAGCCGACCCAAUCUGAAUGAAACUGGAAUCAAAACUGCUUGAAUGUAACAGAGAAAAGCAUCACCUAUCACUUUCAAUCAAUAAGUGUUCUUCCUGAAAGUCUCCAGUUUGAGUGAGGCGAAAUUUGCUGUAGCCUAGCUGAUGAUUGUUCAACUUAGGUUUUUGCACUUUAAUUCUCACUAAAUAACUUCCUGUGUGGAUAGAAUGCUGGUGUCUCGCCUCCUCCUCUAUGUGGCUAAUAUAAGUGUUUCGCAUAAUGUCGCCCUUAUGUGUAUAUCACAGUCAGGAUGAGAGAAUGAAUGCCUGUAGAAAAGAGUGAAAAGACUGUUAAAGGUUUUGUUUCAUUUUCACACAGUAUGUGUUAUAUUAGAAGCUAUAAGUGGAAUGUCCUUUGUGUGACACUGGUGCUCCACCAAGGAACCAACGUGGUAAUAUCACACCUGUAUUGUAACUGUGUGACCAUCUGUGAUUUCUUAUUGUGCCAGUCCAGUAAACAGAAGCAUCAACUGACAGCGACGUGCAAUGAAGCAGCAGAUCUCUGAAAUCGAUGAGCAGCAGAACUCAGAAAUACAGUUCAUAUACAGUAUCUCCUUCUGCAUGGUCUGGAUCAGGGACAUUUGAAAAAACAUUUAAAGGAGAAAUAUGAGGCUUUUUCAGUUUUUCUUUCCUUAAGUGUGAAACUCCUCGUCACCAGCCUGGCCGAUACCUCCGGGCUAUCAUAAUGUCACAUGACAUCACAAUGCCUACAUUUGCAUAAUGCAUGCCUAGCGGUCGGUCUGGCACGCCCUCUAACAAAACCAGGUAAAGCGAGAGCAGACGUCGAUCUUACCUACAGACAAUGGAAGCAAUUGACCAAUCACAUCAGAGUGUGACAACUGGCCAAUCAGAGCAGACUGGAGGCUUCAUCGGGAGGGGGGCCUUAAAAGGAUUGGUGCUAAAACCAAAGAGGAGCUGUAGCAUUGGUCGAUAUGAGGAAAUGUAUGUGUUUUCUGAACAUUAGAGUAUGUAAAUCUCUCAUGUAAUAACUCAAAUUAAAUGUAUGAACAUGAAUAAAAGCAUAAUAUAUUUCCUUUAAAAAGAUGCAUAGCUCUCUUUCAAAAGCCAGAAAACCUAAGUGCUCAGUGACACUAACCUGCUGUGGUUUGCAGCAUCCGAUGCAAUGUAAAUGGGGCCUCUCCACCCUCCCUGAGAACACUCACAGGUUUGAAUUCCUGUAAUCUGUAACUUAGAUUAGGGAAUAAGUCAGUUUUCAAAAAUCACCACUACCCUGUUUGUGAACACACCAUAUGAAUGGCAUUUGUGGACUGUAUAUCCAGUGGAUGUGAUUAUGUUGUACCUGUACUGUAUGUCAGUGUCAAUAUGAAUCUAGUUGUGGCAAUGUUCCACACAUCUGUGUUGUCAAAGCAAUUUGUAUGCAUGCCAAAGAGAGAAAUGUAUUAAAUUUAGUAUGCACAUUACAUUUUUUUGUCUAAGGAAGUAAAUACAAUAAUUUCGCCAAGUUGACUGACGAAAAAAA